Polyodon spathula (Mississippi paddlefish) is the source of this 1845-nucleotide messenger RNA. Its product is annotated as inositol hexakisphosphate and diphosphoinositol-pentakisphosphate kinase 2-like. The coding region runs from base 348 to 914 and encodes 188 amino acids. The record is from RefSeq and is a predicted model, not a curated record. NCBI's taxonomy places the organism in Eukaryota, Metazoa, Chordata, Actinopteri, Acipenseriformes, Polyodontidae. The transcript has 5 exons.
UUUUACAUUGAACCAUACAGAAAAAAUAAAAACACUCUGCAAACUUCACUUAGUGACAAAACUUUAGAAAUUGCUGUUAUUCAUAGUCUGUCCGUAAAGUGCUUGGUGAGAGCAAUGAUCGGUUUUAUUAGCUGAGCUUUCCCUUUGGGUUAAGUCUUCUUGGUACUAAGGUGACAUUACAAGCAUUCUGUGACCAUGUGUUAGGCUACACAAAAGUUGCUGCCAUCUCUGUGGCAAGAAUCUCAUUCCAAUGCAUGCUGCAUGGUCUAAAUCGUAGAACACCUGGUUCUUGUAUGUAUUUUCUCUAACUCCCAUUAGGGUCUCAUUGUGCAGGCCUGUUUAGCACUAUGGUGCUCGGGGGUUCUUCAAGUGCACCUAAUCUACAGGACUAUGCUCGUACGCACCGUAAAAAGCUGACUUCAUCUGGCUUCUUAGAUGACGCCACACGUGGUUCUGCUGUAAAAAGAUUUUCUAUCUCAUUUGCUCGACACCCAACCAAUGGUUUUGAGUUGUAUUCCAUGGUGCCUUCGAUUUGCCCGCUUGAGACCCUGCACAAUUCCUUAUCACUUAAGCAAGUGGAUGAGUUUUUGUCUUCUGUUGCUGUAUCAUCCAGCGAAAUGUUCUUGGAAACGCCAACUCCUUCCCCAGCUUCAGCUGUAAGUUACAGUGGAAUAACAAACCGUAAAACAUCACUGAAUACAUUCACUCCUGCAAAGAUUCUGCCGUCUCCAUUUUCACACUCUGCAAAUAAGAAGGCUGCAGACAGGGCAUCAGUUGUGAGUAGUGGGCUGUCCAGCACCGUGCUGAGUGCUGGUCCGUCCUCUCUAAUACAGCUUUCAUCUCAUGGAACCCCUGAUAACAAAUUGCUGUUGCAAAAGAAAAGUGAAGAAAAUGAAACGCCACCUGGACCCUGACCUUUUAAAAUAAAUAAAUAAUCUAAAGCCUUAAUAGUUACGCUGUGGUUAAACUGGGCUUGUGCACAAGACAUUCAUUUUUCUUUACAUAAGCUUUGAUAAAAAGGCAUUUUAUCUAUUUCAGGGAUUUUUUUUCCCCUGUGUUUUAUGUAUGUUGUAUAUAUUGAUCCUGAAAAUACCAAGUGCUCACAUAAUGUAUAUAUUUUUAUUUCUGUUGUCUGGUAUAGAUCACCAGAUUAUUUGAUUUGGUUCUGUGGGCCGACCGAUAAAGUUAACUUUGAAAAGUCGUGCCACUGUAAGGCAAAUACAGUUUUUGUAUGAAAAGUGUAUAUUAAAGGGUAUGCAGAGAUUUGCAAAUUGAUUUCUGUGUACAGUAUACAUGGCUUUUUUUUUUUUCUUUUUGUUUGUAGUCACCCAAAAAUAGUUGUGUUGUAUCUUACAUUUUUAUGUAUUUGUGUUUUAUUGCAUUGUUUAACAUGUUUCUUUAAGUAGACCAUAAUGUGUAUUCAUUAAUUAAUUUGGGCAAACGUUCAUUUUGUGUAUUGCUCUUUUUUAAGUAUUACAGUUACCAAAGAAAACUUAACUAGCCCAAAUAUGUAUAUGUUCGGGGAAAAAAAGAGUCUGUUUAUAAAAAUGCCCUUUAGUCAAUAUAGUUUUCAGAUGCAGGUGCUACAAAAAAAGUAAUGAUAUGUUGAUAGUUUAUUGUUCUCUUAAUUUUACAGGAAUGUUUAGGUUGUUUUAAUUCCCUUCACAAAAAUUAUUUGAAGUAUUCUGGUUGCUAGUAAUUAACUUUAAGUACUUCACUUGCUGUAAAAAAACAAUCUCAGUAGAAAUGAAAUGUAUAUUAGGUGUUAGUGAAUGUAUUAUAAUAGUGUCAGUAUUCAUGUACAUACUAAUUAAGCAAUAAAAAUACAGUAGUGUUGGAUCAGUA